UUUUGCUUCCACUUUGAAAUGAGUAUUUUGUCUAGAUCGUUGACCAAAAAUGACAAUUAAAUCCAUAUUUAUCACACUUGAAUAAGAAAAUGUGGAAAAAGUCGAGGGGUGUGAAUACAUUCUGAAGGCACUGUAUCGAUGCUUUAAGAAGUGUGAUGCGUCUUGCUGUCUUCAGAAGCCAACUCCAAUCUCUCUGUGGUUUGUGGGAGGAAAAAGCACAUCAUGCAUCUUUUUUGAGCUAGCACUUGUGUGUAUGACAGUUCAACUUUUGAUCGGUCUGGCAAGCUAUGGCAUGAUGGUAAACUGGUUGAUUUUUAAGAGAAAUUCCACAGAAAAACUGUUAUUCUCAAGAUGUCCCCUCCAACUGGUUAUUCUCCUAUUGACCUUGUGCACCACAACAAAUUCAGGCAGGCCCAAUGUCCCAGGAGAAAGUAUAUGGGCUAUAUUAAACAAACCCAUACAGUUUUCUGGAUCCGCUAUACCCUUGAAACUAAUCAAAACGGUGGAAUGGCGUCACAAAAGUGGAAACUCACAGACAUUCUGUCUUCACCAUGAAAUGGAUGGGAACAUCACCAACAUAUCCCCUGCAUGCAAUGGCACUGCGCACUUCCUUUCCCACAAUAAAACCUUUGUUCUAGACUCAGUGAGGGCAGAGGAUGAAGGUGUCUAUGAAGAAAGAGUGAUUUAUAAGAAUAACACUAUGGUCUCAUUAAAGAUAUCACUGUCAAUCAUUUCUCCUCCCUCCACUCUGCACAUCAGUGUAAACUUCUCCAAACACGCUGCUAACAAUGACUUGUGAGGUCAAGGGGUCAAACCUCUCCUAUUGGUGGCUGAAGGAUGACCAGCCCUUCCUCACAGAUUCCAGAUGGUUAUUGGGUGAAAGAAACCAAACCUUACAGGUGAACAACCUGACCAAGGCUGACUGUGGGAAAUACAUCUGCUUGGUGGCCAACAAGGCAGGCCAGUCACGGGGCCACUUCCAACUCACAGAUAACCAAUCCUCUGUGUGUAAGGAUGGAAUUGUCCGAGCCACACUGCCGAUAGGCCAGAGAGAAUUUCUAAUCAUGGUAAUAUUGGGCAUCUGCAUAUUCGGCCUGCUCAUCAUCAUUGCCUGCAUCAGGAGAUAUCACCCGGAAAUACGGAAGCAUCUGGCAGGACUUUGCAACAAGGAGCAGCAUCCUGUCAGAAACAGGAGAGGAAGGAGAAGAGACAGAGACACCCCCGUGACCGGAAAUCAUGUGUAUGAUGAGAUUGGAGAUGAACAGCUUGAACAAGAGGAGGUGAUCCCAUUGCCAUACAUCUACACAGACUUCCUUCCAAACAGAAAACGAGCAAAGCCCCUAGAGGACUUUGGGUACUCCACCAUCGGGCCAGCUAGCCUAAGUGGAGUCACAGUGAUCGAGGCAAGCGAACAAGGUCUUGAAUGCAGGGAGCUUGGCCCCAGUGAUGUACUGGGCCGUUCGCACUACCCAAGGCCCUGCAGCCUUGUGAAUGUCAUGAGCUGAAUUUUUUUCCCCCAGAAAUGUUCCAAUACACACAAAAAGCUUUUUUCUCUCAAAUUUUUGGCCAAAUUUGCUUAUAUCCCUGUUCAUGAGCAUUUCUCCUUUGCCAAGAUAACACAUCCAAGAAGCUGAUUAAACAGCACGAUAAUUACACAGGUGCACCUUGUGUUGGGGACAACAAAAGGCCACUCUAAAAUCUGCAGUUUUGUCAUACAAUGCCACAGAUGUCUCAAGUUGAGGGAGCAUGCAAUUGGCAUGCUGAUUGCAGGAAUGUCCACCAGAGCUGUUGCCAGAGAAUUUAAUGUUAAUUUCUCUACCAUAAGCCGCCUCCAAUGCCAUUUUAGAGAAUUUGGCAGUAUAUCCCACAGGCCUCACAACAACAGACCAUGUGUAUGGCAUUGUGUGAGCAAGCAGUUUGCUAAUGUCAACGUUGUGAACAGAGUGCUCCAUGGUGGCGGUGGGGUUAUGGUAUGGGCAGGCAUAAGCUACAGACAACGAACACAAUUGCAUUUUAUUGAUGGCAAUUUGAAUGCACAAAAAUACAGAGACGAGAUCCUGAUGCCCAUUGUGAAGCCCUUCUUUUUAAGGUGUCUGUGACCAACAGAUGCAUAUCUGUAUUCCCAGUCGUGAAAUCCAGAAUAGGGCCAAAUAAAUUUAUUUCAAUUGACUGAUUUCCUCAUAUGAACUGUAAUUCAGUAAAAUCUCUGGAAUGAUUGUGUUUUUAUUUUUGUUCAGUAUAAUUGACCUUUUCCGCUCAACAACUGGUUGUGCCACCUUUAGCUGCAAUGACUGCAACAAAACACUUCCUGUAGUUGUGGAUGAGUCUCAUAUCCCUGUGGAGAAAUUUUGGAACUGGCUUUAACUCAGCGCCACUUGUGGUCUUUCAGGUCCUGGGUUUAGGCCUGAACUGUGACUAGGCCAUUCCAGAACUUUACAUUUGCUGCCUUUCAGCCAUUCGUUUGUGUUUUGGAUCUUUAUCUUGCUGAAUGACCUAGCUGUGCUUCAGCUCACAGACAGAUGACCUGACAUUCUCCUUUAGAAUGAUCUAAAACAGAGAAUUAUUCAUGGUUCCUUCAAUGAUGGCAAGUGGUCCAAGUCUUGAGGCAGCAAAGCAUCCCCAAACCAUCACACUACCACCAACAUGCUUGACCGUUGGUUUGAGGUUCUUACUGUGGAAUGCAGAGUUUGGUUUUCAUCAGACCUAAUAGGACCCAUGUCUUCCAAAAAGUUCCCCUUUUGACUCAUCUGCCCAUAGAACAUUCUUCCAAGAGUCUUGAUGAUCAUCCAGGUGCUUUUUGGCAAACUUGAGUCAACUAUUUGGAUGAAAUGGGUCUCGAUAUGUCUGGCGAAAACCAAACACUUCAUUCCACAGUAAGAACCUCAUACCAACAGUCAAGCGUGGUGAUCGCUGAGUUAAAGCAGUUCUACAUGGAAGUGGGCCAAAAUUCCUCCACAGGGAUGUGAGAGACUAACAACUACAGGAAGUGUUUGGUUGCAGUCAUUGAGUGUAAGGGGGAAAUAACUUUUUCACACAGGGGCAUUGGGUGUUGUAUAACUUUGUUAAUUAAAUUAAAGAAUUAUAAACAUUUAUGUUCCCUUUAUCUAAUAUUAGGUUUUGAUCUGAGAACAUUCAGUGUCAGAAAUAUGCAAAAAUAGAGAAAAAUCAGAAAGGGGGCAAAUACUUAUGGCACUGAGGUUGGAGAUUACGCUAUAGCAGGGGUAGGCAACCCUGUUCCUGGAGUGUCACAGCUACUACAGGAUUUUGUCCCAACUAGGUACCACACUGAGCUACUUAGCUAAUUGAUCAGUUCAAUGAUUGCCUAAAUUCAACACACCUGGUCAAGUGCCUGCGGCACUCCAGAACCAGGGUUGCCUUUGCUAUAGGGUUCUCCAAUUUGGCCAGAUUGCGGUCCAAAGCUUUUUCAAAUAGAUGAUGCCGUUCUGCAAUAGAAUGCUUAUGGUUACAUUAGGAAUUGUUCAAUAGAAUCCAGAAAUCACAUUUUGAUGUUGAAGAAGAGACUUUGCUGACGUACAAAAGGUUUAAUAUAGGUUACUUUAAUAGGUGUUCAAGGAAUAAUAGUUGCGUCAGAAGACAGUGUUAUGACAUACGACUCAGUGAAAGGGGCUGCGGGCGAUGGCUACGGGAUCCCUCACUAAGCAGGUGCUCCAGUAAGGCAAGGCUGCAUUGAACAACUGGGCUGUAACAAUCAAGUCCAUACAUGUCAUGAUACAGUACUAUUGACAUAAAUAAGAUCAAGCACACAUUGUACAAACUAUUAGAGGAAACAUACUUAAGAUCUGGCGUCACCUCUUCACAAGAACAAAAGGGAAGCUGUGAUCUACAUUCCUGUAAAGGGAGAACGUUUAUAUAGUCCUUUUUUUAUCUGGGUGCAUAUUCAGUUUUCUAUUUUUGUAACUAAAGUAACAACUAUAAAAAGGAAAUUGUAAUAAAUAAACUUGAAUACAGAG
Molecule: messenger RNA, 3971 nt
Organism: Salmo salar (Atlantic salmon)
Lineage: Eukaryota; Metazoa; Chordata; Actinopteri; Salmoniformes; Salmonidae
Source: RefSeq, a predicted model, not a curated record